This is a messenger RNA of Eremothecium sinecaudum, 2592 nucleotides long. Its product is annotated as HCL541Cp. Gene Ontology annotation, molecular function: ATP binding; ribonucleoside-diphosphate reductase activity, thioredoxin disulfide as acceptor. Gene Ontology annotation, cellular component: ribonucleoside-diphosphate reductase complex. Lineage: Eukaryota; Fungi; Ascomycota; Saccharomycetes; Saccharomycetales; Saccharomycetaceae. Gene Ontology annotation, biological process: deoxyribonucleotide biosynthetic process; DNA replication. The record is from RefSeq and is a predicted model, not a curated record. The transcript has a single exon. Bases 1 to 2592 code for a protein of 863 amino acids.
AUGAUGACAAAUCCUAUUACGGUGAAGAAUAAGCUCGGUGAAACUUCUUCAUUAAGUGAAGAUGAUCUACUUGAAAAGCUAACAAGCUUAUCUUUUGGUUUAAAUACCAAGUAUAUGAACCUUGGGUCCGUGGUUGAAAAGAUUAUGACUAGUAUACCUUCGGAAAUAAGUGAAGAGGAGCUUACUGGGUAUAUGGGUGAAACCUUGCAGUCGUCGGUUACCAGUCAUCCAGAUUUCUCUACACUUGCAGCAAGAGUCGAAGUAUCUGAAUUACACAAUAGACUUUCUGGGGUUACGUUUAGUCAGAAUUUGGGACUUCUUUUUAAUGGAGUCAAGAAUACCGAUGUUGAUGGACCGCCGGGGAAGAAGCAGAAACUAUUGACUCCGACAGCUAUUAGUAACAAAUCCCUUAUUUCUAGUGAUUUCUAUGAAAUGGCACUAAAGUAUAGCGAUGUUAUAGACAAGGCUAUUGAUCUCGAACGGGAUUAUGAAUUCACGUAUUUUGGUUGGAAGACGCUUUGUAAGUCGUAUUUGUUAAAAGAUGAAGCGGGAGUUAUUCAUGAGACUCCUCAAUUUUUAUUUAUGAGAGUUGCAUUGGCAAUACACGGUCCUUUUGAAGACGUUGAUAGUAUUUUGGCAACAUAUAAGCUCAUGUCUGAGAAAUAUUUCAUCCAUGCAACCCCAACUUUGUUUAAUGCUGGGACAAUCAAUCAAUUUCUAUCUUCAUGUUUCUUGUUAGGCAUUGUGGAUGACUCAAUAGAUGGCAUUUAUAAGACUUUGCACAAAACUGCGAUGAUCUCUAAAGCUUCUGGUGGUAUUGGGUUACAUAUUUCUAAUAUCAGGGGGCGUGGUGCUCCUAUAAAUGGUUCCAAUGGUGCUUCCACGGGAAUUGUACCUAUGUUGCGAGUUUUUAAUAAUACAGCUAGGUAUGUUGAUCAAGGAGGGAACAAACGCCCGGGAGCAUUUUGUAUAUAUUUGGAGCCUUGGCAUUGCGAUAUUAUUGAGUUUCUACAGUUAAGGAAAAACCAUGGAGCUGAAGAGUUGAGAGCUAGAGAUCUUUUUUUUGCUUUAUGGAUUCCUGAUUUAUUUAUGAAGAGGGUUGAAAAUGAUGAAGAAUGGUCCUUAUUCUCUCCAGAUUCGGCUCCUGGUUUAGCAGAUUGUUAUGGUGAGGAGUUUGAAAGACUUUAUGAAAAAUACGAACGUGAGUUAGUACCAGUAAAACGGAUGAAGGCUCACCAGAUAUGGAGAGAGAUUUUAUCUUCGCAGACAGAAACAGGUGGACCAUUUAUGCUUUACAAAGAUUCAUGUAACAGGAAAUCAAACCAAAAAAACCUUGGUACUAUCAAGUCUUCUAACCUGUGUUGUGAGAUUAUUGAAUACAGUUCUCCGGAUGAAAUUGCAGUCUGUAAUUUGGCAUCGGUCGCUCUACCGACAUACAUAAAGGUAGAGAAUUCAAAGAUCUGGUUUGAUUAUGAUAAAUUACACUCCGUGGUGAAACUACUUACCAAAAAUUUGGAUCGCAUCAUUGAUGUCUGUAAAUACCCUGUUCCUGAAACUGAAUAUAGCAAUAAACGAAACAGACCAUUAGCUAUUGGUGUACAGGGAUUUGCGGAUACAUUAAUGAUGCUUCGGUUGCCGUUUGAGUCAGAUGAUGCUGCCGAAUUGAACAGAAAUAUUUUUGAAACAAUAUACCACGCUGCAGUUGAAUCAUCAAUAGAACUAGCGGCGAAGUAUGGUGCAUAUGAAACUUUCACUGGAUCACCGGCUAGUGAAGGGUUAUUGCAAUUUGAUCUUUGGGGGUUAAACAAGGAAAAUUAUGAGUUUUUCUACAAUGACUGGGACGAUCUGAAGGCAAAGCUGAAGGAUGGGCCGGGAAUGAGGAAUUCCUUACUUGUUGCACCAAUGCCUACAGCCUCGACAUCUCAGAUUUUAGGCUUUACAGAGUCAUUUGAACCAAUGACAUCAAUGAUAUACGCUAGAAGGGUUCUCAGUGGAGAAUAUAAACUUGUUAAUAGAUAUAUGGUUCAAGACUUCUGUGACCUAGGAAUUUGGGACGAAAAAUUAAAAAAUAGAAUCAUUCAUGAAAAUGGUUCCGUACAAUCGAUAGAGGGUAUACCAAAAGAGCUAAAGGAUAUUUAUAAGACCGUAUGGGAGAUGUCUCAGCGGAAACUGGUUGAUCUAUCUUGCGGCCGUGCACCAUUUAUUGACCAAUCUCAGUCCCUGAAUCUAUAUCUAAAAACAGUGACGAUGGGGAAGUUGACUAGCAUGCACUUUUAUACCUGGAAGAAGGGUCUCAAAACUGGUAUGUAUUACCUAAGGACUCAGGCGGCAUCCAGUGCCAUUAAAUUUACAAUCAAUGAUGAAAACACACUUAGUGGCCCAGUAACUAUUCCUGAGAAGCCAGUAUCGAAGCUCGAAUACGUUAGGAGAUACCAUAGCGAAGAGCCACUGCUACUUACACCAUCAUCGAAGGACCGCUCAUUAGAGAACAUGAGUUCGCCUUCAGGAUCUUCAAAUUUUUCUAUACAUGAUGAUACUCCUAUAGUCUGUGGAAUUUUUGAAGAAGGUAAGUGCCAGGGUUGUUCUGGUUAG